AUGUCUCAAGAAAUCUCGCUAAGUCUAGAAGAAACAAACAAGAUACGAACCCAGCUAGGGCUAAAGCCUAUAGAAGAAAAGCCAAUAUCCCACAACAACAACAACAACAACAACGUCAUCGAGUUAUCACUUGAGGAAACUAAUAAACUACGACUUUCACUAGGAUUGAAACCGAUUCCCAUAGAGCAACAACCAGGAGCAGCAAAGACAAUUGUUUCUAAUCCAAACAAGAGGGCAAAUGAUGAACUAUUAUCACAAAGGCUAAGCAAAGCAAAACUAGCUUCUGAAAAACGUAAAUUGCUAGCAACGAGGGAAGGAGCUGAUGAUGAUGAUGAAUUAGAUACGGAUAAUUGGCUACUGAAUGUAGGCAAAGCCCAAUCUGCUAAGAAGCAAAAAUUUGAAAAAGUAUCCAGCAAGAAGCAGCAAGAUGCGAUAAAUGCUCAUAUUGGACAUAGUGAACAAGAAUUGCAAAACUUGCGAAAUAACGACAUCUUGACAUUACAAGACACUGAUCUUCUCAAAGAUGAUGUUGAUGAUGAUGGUCAAGAUGUUCUCGUAAAUGAAGAAUUAUCUGCCAAUGCUAAACUUCAAAAGGACUUGAAUGAACGAAGAGAAGCAGAGAUGAUUAAAUUUAAUGGGCGCCAUUAUAAAAGAAAUGAUGAUGCAGAAGGAGAAGGAGAACUUGGUGAAGGUACUAUUCAGAAAAAGUCUGUAAUUAUCAAGAACUCUAGUAUCAAAUUGAACAAACCCAAAACUAGUCCAACCGAACAAAGCGAAACAGUUCCUCACAAUACAACAAAAUUUAGCAACUUUUUCGAUAGUUUGGAAGAAUUAUCCAGCAACAACCCAACUCCAAAACCUCAGAUUAAGAUGAAGAAAAUAAAGAAAAAGAAACCACUAGAUAGUUUGAAAGGUCCGGUGUCAACAAGAAUCAAAGCUGAUGACUUUGAUGGAAAAGUGCCAAAUAUUGAUGAGUCCGACUAUGAUAACUUGCAGGAGAACUACCUAUCCAUUGCCCAGAAACUGAAACAGAAACAGAAGCAAGCACAGCCAAGGAUGACUCCAGAAGAAAUAGCUCUUGAAAUUGCUCGAAACAAAAAGAUAGCCAUAGAAAGACAAUUGGAACAAGAGUCCAUGAGACGUCAAUUCCUAGUCCCAUCUGAACCCAUUGAGAAUUUGGAAGAUCUCGAUACUGUUGGCUUUUUGAAUAAAUUGGACAAGAAUACCUUGCAUGGCAAGGGAGAUGACCAGGGGGGUUUGGAUGGUGAUAUUUUCGACACAAGUGAAAAAGAGGUGGUUGAAAAUGGCCAUCAUCAGUAUAUCAAUGAACGUCAAACGGGCCAGGAUGGUGUAAACGGUUCAUUGAAUACAGAAGAAGUUGUGACAGAAACAAGCACCAAUGAUGGAGAGAAGGAAAACACCCCAGUAUUGAAAGAAACAAGUGAUGAAAAUCACCCGAGAUUCAAUACAGGAUUAGCAGACACGUUGAAAUUUUUAAAAUCAAGAAGCAACGAUAACAGCUUGUUACAGCAACAUCAGAAUAACUCAUCAAAUUCUUCUCGUGAAGAGCUUUCAAAAGAGACUGGGCUUUUGAAAUUGAAAGUUGAUAUUGAAGAAAGGAUACUUCGAGAAGAACUAGCCAAGAACAAGAACUAUAUGAAGUUGUCUAAAAUUGAUCGCGAAAAGGUGUUCGAAACUGAAUUGGACAAACGAUUGACUGAAAAGUCUAUAUUUGUUAACGGUAAUGGAAAUGGAAAUGGAAAUACAAGGUUUAAUCAAAGUAAUGGAAAGAAGAAGAAGUUUGUUCGACACAAUGCAAUUCCCAAUGACAAAACGAGUACUAACGAAGGAAUGUCCAACCAGACAAACAAUGUUGAAGAUAAAUAUGCGUCCUAUAAUCCUAAAGUUGAAUUGAGUUAUAAGGAUGAUGAAGGUAAGUCACUUAAUACCAAACAAGCAUAUAAGCAUUUGUCGCACAAGUAUCAUGGUAUGACCACAAAUCAGAGGUUGGCAAAGAGUAGGAAGAAAAGGGAAAAGGAGAAAGACAAAGACAAAGCUGCUGCUGCUGUUGACGGAUCUAAUGAAUUAAUUACAAAAGGCGAAAUUAUAGAUUGA
This is a messenger RNA of Lodderomyces margitis, 2115 nucleotides long. RefSeq names its product U4/U6-U5 snRNP complex subunit. Gene Ontology annotation, cellular component: U4/U6 x U5 tri-snRNP complex. The transcript has a single exon. NCBI's taxonomy places the organism in Eukaryota, Fungi, Ascomycota, Pichiomycetes, Serinales, Debaryomycetaceae. The record is from RefSeq and is a predicted model, not a curated record. Bases 1 to 2115 code for a protein of 704 amino acids. Gene Ontology annotation, biological process: mRNA cis splicing, via spliceosome; maturation of 5S rRNA.